GAGAGGCGGGGGGCCCCGCUGCGAAGCCGUCUCCCGGCGGCACCUGCACCCGCGCCGCCGGGAGAGCGGCCGCCUCCGUGCCCCCGGCGGCAGGCGGCGCUCCGCUCCCAGCGCUCGGCGUUUUGGCGGGCGGCGGAGCGGAGCCGGGCGCCGAGGCGGUCCGGAGGGAGCGAGGCGAAGCUCCGUGCCGCCAGCUGCAGCGCGGCAGCGAUGGAGCCGGGAGCCCCCGGCGCCCACCCCGUCCCAGCGCCGCGGGGCGGAGGCAGCGCCUGAGAGUGACUCUCCAAUCAAACACCAGAUGCACUUGUGUGAGUAAACAUGACUUCCCUAUGAACUCAACAAAUGUAUCAAAAAAUGGCAUUGCUCACUGGGAAUGCGGAUCCUGAGUUCAGCUCCUACUCCUUCAAUAACUUGGAAAACCUGUGUGAAGUGCAAACAAAGAAAGGAUUCUUCUAUAAAAAGGCCAAACUUGUGCACCCUGGAGAAGACUUGUGCUGCUUAGCCCGUCUGGAAGACCGGACCAGGUUUGUGAUCAUCAACGUAGGUGGUAUUAAAUACAAAAUUCCAUGGACCACCUUGGAGAACUGCCCCUUGACCAGGCUUGGGAAGCUAAAAUCUUGCAACAGUUAUGAUGAGAUCAUGAACAUCUGCGAUGAUUAUGAUGUUAGCUGCAAUGAAUUUUUUUUUGACCGUAAUCCUAGUGCCUUCAGGACAAUCAUGACUUUCCUGACAGCUGGGAAGCUGAGGCUUCUCAGGGAGAUGUGUGCUCUUUCUUUUCAGGAGGAGCUUGUGUACUGGGGGAUAGAAGAGGAGCACCUGGAGUGGUGCUGUAAAAAGAGAUUGCGACAGAAAGAGGAGGAGGCAGCUGAGGCCAGGCUGUAUGAAGGGGAGAUGGUAUUUAGUGAAACUACGCAAUGUGCCUUCCAGGACAAUAGCCGAUUGAGUUUGUGCAUGAGAAAGCUCAGGGAUAUGGUGGAGAACCCCCAUUCAGGGAUCCCAGGAAAGCUCUUUGCUUGUAUUUCAAUCUCUUUUGUUGCCAUCACUGCAGUCAGCCUCUGUAUCAGCACCAUGCCAGAUGUCAGAGAAGAAGAAGAUCGGGGCGAAUGUUCACGGAAGUGCUAUGACAUCUUUGUGCUGGAGACAGUGUGCGUGGCUUGGUUUUCGUUUGAGUUCCUCCUGCGCUCCAUCCAGGCAGAGAACAAAUGUGCUUUCCUGAAAACUCCGCUCAACAUCAUCGACAUCCUGGCCAUCUUGCCUUUCUAUAUCUCUCUCAUUGUGGAUAUGGUCUCCACCAAAAACAGCAGCAAGCCUGGCGGGGGAGCUGGCAACAAGUACUUGGAGCGAGUGGGCCUGGUGCUGCGCUUCCUGCGGGCGCUGCGCAUCCUGUACGUGAUGAGGCUGGCACGGCACUCGCUGGGCCUGCAGACUCUCGGGCUCACCGUGCGCCGGUGCACCAGGGAGUUUGGGCUCCUCCUGCUCUUCCUGUGUGUGGCCAUGGCCCUCUUCUCCCCUCUGGUUUACCUGGCUGAGAGUGAACUGGGAGCCAAGCAAGAAUUCACAAGUGUCCCCACCAGUUACUGGUGGGCCGUGAUCUCCAUGACAACUGUUGGCUAUGGGGACAUGGUGCCUCGUAGCAUACCAGGACAGGUGGUAGCCCUGAGCAGUAUCUUGAGCGGUAUUUUGCUGAUGGCUUUCCCAGUCACUUCCAUCUUUCAUACCUUUUCCCGUUCCUACAGUGAACUAAAGGAGCAGCAGCAACGCGCAGCCAGCAGGCAGAUGCGCCUGCUAGAAGAGAAUACCAAACUCCCAGAUAGCAACAGCUCACAGGGACUCGGUGUCUCAUCCCCUCCAGGCGCUGCUGUGCAGGCGGUUCGGUCAGCAGUGAACCAAGAAGCCAAGAGAAGCUGUUGACUCUGAACAGCUGAAGACUUGAAACAGCAGCAGAAGAAGCAGUGAACAAGAGGGGUGUUCGGUUCUGCAAGAAGAGCCUCUUGAACUGUAUAGCUUAGGGGCAGACACGAGAAAUUGCCCUUAAUGAGCAACUUUUGAUCGUAAGGGCCCACUGAAAAGUGUCCCUAGAUACUCCACCACGUACAGCUCUGCUCCAUCGCUAUUUGUAGGGCAUUUUUUUUCUAUUGAGCAACUAUUUUUGGCAACCUGCAAGGAGCCACUGUUGAAAGCGUCCAGCCAGGGGGACAUAGCUUGAAGCGCAGCGUGGUUGAGCGUGUCACCUCAUGCCACUUGGUGCCGUGCAAGGGGUGCCCAGCUUGUGGACCCCCGGCACCAGGAAUUUGUCUCGGCAGCUCCACCGAGGAGCACAAACCUCAGACAAGUUGAGGGGCACCAUGGAAGGGAGGGGGGCAGCAGAAGGGCAGAAAUAGCCCUGGUCCUUUCUUUUUCAACAGGGGCUUGGUGUCAUCUUUUUUUUUUUAUAAAUCAGGCACCACGGUCUGGGCAGUUCUGACAUGUGUGCUAGCUCAGUAUGUAUUAUUUAGCAAAUACGCCUAUUUACCAGAGUAAGCUUUGUAUCUUAGCCCCAUGACAAAAAUAUACAUCGAUGAUCUUCCCAGCUAUGGUACUGAAUGUUAACUUGCUUUGGUUUUUUUCCUUUGUUCACAGUUGAAUAUAACAAGUAUCUUUACAAAUCACAA
This is a messenger RNA of Dromaius novaehollandiae (emu), 2651 nucleotides long. RefSeq names its product potassium voltage-gated channel modifier subfamily G member 2 (gene KCNG2). Lineage: Eukaryota; Metazoa; Chordata; Aves; Casuariiformes; Dromaiidae. The record is from RefSeq and is a predicted model, not a curated record. Gene Ontology annotation, cellular component: voltage-gated potassium channel complex; membrane. Bases 343 to 1911 code for a protein of 522 amino acids. Gene Ontology annotation, molecular function: protein binding; voltage-gated potassium channel activity. The transcript has 3 exons. Gene Ontology annotation, biological process: protein homooligomerization; potassium ion transmembrane transport.